CAUUCAUCUAAAAGAAAAAGAUGGCGAACCGAGCAGCUUCCUUUUGUUUCCUCUCAUGUGUGAUUGUCUUGUGCUUGAGUUCAGUGUCAGCAGUCACAGAUGAUCGUCAAGAUAAACAAGUGUAUGUCGUCUACAUGGGUUCACUACCGUCUCGAGUGGAAUACACACCAAUGUCGCAUCACAUGAGCAUUCUUCAAGAGGUCACAGGAGAAAGUUCGAACGAUGGUCGUUUGGUGAGAAGUUACAAGAGAAGUUUCAACGGGUUCGCGGCCCGACUUACUCCGACAGAACGAGAAAGAAUGGCCAAAAUCGAAGGAGUUGUUUCUGUGUUCCCGAGCAAGAAGUUACAAAUCCAUACGACUACGUCUUGGGAUUUCAUGGGGCUAAAGGAAGGAAAGAAUACAAAACGAAACUUGGCCGUAGAAAGUGAUACUAUUAUUGGUGUCCUAGACACUGGGAUUUGGCCGGAAUCAGAGAGCUUCUCCGACAAAGGCUUUGGUCCUCCUCCUAAGAAAUGGAAAGGUGUUUGUUCCGGCGGCGCAAAUUUCACAUGCAACAACAAGUUGAUUGGAGCAAGAGACUACACACGCGAAGGAGCUAGAGACAGCCAAGGCCACGGUACACACACAGCGUCCACUGUGGCUGGAAACGCAGUCGCAGGCGCAAGCUUCUUUGGAAUAGGUAAUGGAACGGCGAGAGGAGGCGUUCCAGCAUCUAGAAUCGCCGCUUACAAAGUCUGCGACUCCACAGGGUGUACCUCGGAAGCUAUACUGUCUGCUUUCGAUGACGCAAUAGCAGACGGUGUCGACCUCAUCAGCAUCUCCCUCGGGGGAGACGACGACGAGGCCUCUAAGUACGAAAAGGACACGAUUGCGAUCGGGGCUUUUCACGCUAUGGCCAAAGGGAUUCUCACUGUGCACUCUGGCGGUAACAGUGGUCCGAAUCCGGCUUCUGUCUUGAGCGUAGCUCCGUGGAUGUUAACCGUUGCAGCCAGCACCACGAACCGCGGGUUUGUCAGCAAAGUUGUUCUUGGAAACGGCAAGACACUUGUCGGGAAAUCAGUGAAUACUUUUGAUCUAAAAGGAAAGAAUUAUCCACUUGUGUACGGAGAAUUUGUUGAAGAACCUGAGGUCAAGGGAAAAAUCUUGGUGAGCGGAUAUUCAGUUAGUUCAGAAAUAGCCGUUGCAUCCAUAAUUAAAGACUAUCUAGACUAUGCAUCCGUCAAGCCUAGGCCACUCUCUGCUCUAUCACAAGAUGACUUCGACUAUCUUGUCUCUUACGUUAACUCCACAAAGUCUCCGCAAGGCACUGUUUUAAAAACUGAGUCAAUUUAUAAUCAGAUAGCUAAUAAAGUUAUUUCCUUCUCUUCUCGCGGUCCAAAUACCGUCGCUGUUGAUCUUCUAAAGACACAAAGGUUGAUUGUAAUGCAGCCGGAUAUAACAGCACCAGGAGUAGAGAUCCUCGCUGCUUAUUCACCUUUGGCUCCACCAUCUACAGAUAACAGCGACCAGAGACAUGUGAAGUAUUCUGUUCUGUCCGGAACUUCAAUGUCUUGUCCACACGUUGCAGGCGUGGCUGCGUACGUCAAGACUUUUCAUCCUCAAUGGUCUCCUUCCGCUAUCCAAUCUGCCAUCAUGACAACCGCUUGGCCAAUGAAUGCUUCUGGAACUGGGGUUGCAUCGACCGAGUUUGCCUAUGGAGCUGGACAUGUCGACCCAAUAGCCGCUCUAAAUCCUGGUCUUGUCUAUGAACUGGACAAAGCAGACCACAUCGCCUUUCUCUGCGGCUUGAACUACACUUCGCAAACCCUUAAACUCAUUUCUGGUGAAGCCGUCACUUGCACUGGAAAGACCCUACCAAGAAACCUUAACUAUCCUUCAAUGUCGGCUAAACUUCCAGGAUCUGAUAGCUCCUUCACCGUGACUUUCAAUAGAACCGUCACAAACCUCGGUACCCCCAACUCUACAUACAAAUCAAAGAUUGUCCUGAAUCACGGAUCUAAACUCAGCGUUAAGGUGUCCCCUAGUGUCUUGUCUAUGAAGUCGGUGAACGAAAAACAGGCUUUCACGGUGACUGUUACUGGCAGCGGUCUCGACCCAAAUCUGCCUUCGUCUGCAAAUUUAAUCUGGUCUGAUGGAACACAUAACGUGAGAAGCCCCAUUGUUGUCUAUACUGAUGGUUACUGA
Eutrema salsugineum is the source of this 2186-nucleotide messenger RNA. RefSeq names its product subtilisin-like protease SBT4.8. Gene Ontology annotation, molecular function: serine-type endopeptidase activity. The transcript is spliced from 9 exons. The coding region runs from base 21 to 2186 and encodes 721 amino acids. NCBI's taxonomy places the organism in Eukaryota, Viridiplantae, Streptophyta, Magnoliopsida, Brassicales, Brassicaceae. Gene Ontology annotation, biological process: proteolysis. The record is from RefSeq and is a predicted model, not a curated record.